This is a messenger RNA of Botrytis fragariae, 417 nucleotides long. Its product is annotated as putative major facilitator superfamily transporter protein. Gene Ontology annotation, biological process: attachment of spindle microtubules to kinetochore. Gene Ontology annotation, cellular component: mitotic spindle; DASH complex. The transcript has a single exon. Bases 1 to 417 code for a protein of 138 amino acids. The record is from RefSeq and is a predicted model, not a curated record. NCBI's taxonomy places the organism in Eukaryota, Fungi, Ascomycota, Leotiomycetes, Helotiales, Sclerotiniaceae.
AUGGAGACAGACGCAUCCAAUAUCCCGCUUCCCACAAAUGAGGAUCUUUCACCUACAGAGCAAGAUUUAUUGGAUGAGUAUGAGCGCUUGGCGGAGAACAUGAAGACUGUUUGUUUCUCCUCCUCUUCCCUCUUUGCUCUUUAUCCUCUCUCCUCAUCUUUCCCCUUACCCCGAUUCUACAAUAUGGUUCACAAAGCUCAUCAAUGCCCGAAACAGCUCGCACACACUCUCGAAACAAUGUCCAAUAAUCCCACAGCCUAUAUUCUCGAUAAUUUGCGCCAGUUGGAGCGGAAAACAAGUUUGGUUUUUACGUUGUUGAAAGCGAGUGUUUAUAGUAUUGUACUACAGCAGCAGAUUAGUGAGGAGAGGAAUGAUGAUGGCGCAGGGGAGGGGAGUGAGGAGGGGGAUUAUGAAUGA